Messenger RNA from Peromyscus eremicus (cactus mouse), 3387 nucleotides. RefSeq names its product integrator complex subunit 6-like. Gene Ontology annotation, biological process: snRNA 3'-end processing. Gene Ontology annotation, cellular component: integrator complex. The coding region runs from base 370 to 3066 and encodes 898 amino acids. The transcript has 18 exons. Lineage: Eukaryota; Metazoa; Chordata; Mammalia; Rodentia; Cricetidae. The record is from RefSeq and is a predicted model, not a curated record.
GCAGACAGAAGUUGUGUCAGUGAACAGAGAGGGCUCUCAGUCCGGGGCGAGCGCUCUAGUGAGCGUGGACGGAUGCUUAGGCAGUAGUCCUGGCAGCGGCGGCAGCAGCAGGCAGUAGUGGUGGCAGAAGAGGGGAAGAGGGACGGCCCCGAGACCUACACACACUCACACUUUCAAGUUCUCUUGAAGGGAGAGGAGUUGGAGCUGCAGAAAGAGGAGGCCAGGAGCGGUCCCAUCUAUCCCAUUCCAUCUGCCCCUCUUCCUCUUGCUCCCUGGCUCUGUGAGAGUUCAGGAUUUGGGUAGCCAUACGUGGCAGCGAGGGCAAAGGGGCCGGGAGAGUGGGGACCAGAACCAAAGGUGUAGUGGAAGAUGCCCAUCCUGCUGUUCCUCAUAGAUACGUCCGCCUCCAUGAACCAGCGCACUGACCUGGGCACCUCCUAUUUGGACAUUGCCAAAGGCGCUGUGGAGUUAUUCUUGAAGCUGCGAGCCCGGGACCCGGCCAGCCGCGGAGACAGGUACAUGCUGGUCACCUACGAUGAGCCUCCGUACUGCAUCAAGGCUGGUUGGAAGGAAAAUCACGCCACAUUCAUGAGUGAACUGAAAAAUCUUCAGGCUUCUGGACUGACUACUCUUGGUCAGGCUCUAAGAUCCUCAUUUGAUUUGUUAAAUCUCAAUCGAUUAAUAUCUGGAAUAGACAAUUAUGGACAGGGGAGAAAUCCGUUUUUUUUAGAGCCGUCUAUUUUAAUUACCAUCACAGAUGGAAACAAGUUAACAAGUACUGCUAGCGUUCAAGAAGAGCUUCAUCUUCCUUUGAAUUCUCCUCUGCCUGGAAGUGAACUAACCAAAGAACCUUUUCGUUGGGAUCAAAGGUUAUUUGCCCUGGUGUUGCGUUUGCCUGGAGUGGCUUCUACCGAACCAGAGCAACUAGGGAGUGUACCAACUGAUGAAUCGGCCAUCACACAGAUGUGUGAAGUCACAGGAGGUCGCUCCUACUGUGUAAGAACACAAAGAAUGUUGAAUCAGUGUUUAGAAUCACUAGUUCAAAAAGUGCAGAGUGGUGUAGUUAUUAAUUUUGAAAAAACAGGACCAGAUCCGCUUCCUGUUGGAGAAGAUGGACUGAUGGAUUUGUGUAGGCCCAGCAACUCAUUUGCUGCUCAACCAUGGCAUAGCUGUCAUAAACUCAUCUAUGUGCGACCUAAUUCUAAAACUGGUGUUCCUGUUGGACAUUGGCCCAUUCCAGAAUCGUUUUGGCCAGAACAGAAUUUAUCUUCACUACCUCCACGAACAUCUCAUCCUGUUGUGAGGUUUUCCUGUGUCGAUUGUGAACCAAUGGUUAUAGAUAAACUGCCCUUUGACAAAUAUGAACUGGAACCCUCUCCCUUAACUCAGUACAUCUUGGAAAGAAAGUCUCCUCAUACUUGCUGGCAGGUGUUUGUUACCAGCAGUGGGAAAUACAAUGAGCUCGGAUAUCCAUUUGGUUAUUUAAAAGCUAGUACGACUUUAACUUGUGUAAACCUCUUUGUGAUGCCUUACAACUACCCAGUUUUACUUCCUCUUUUAGAUGACUUGUUUAAAGUUCACAAGCUUAAGCCAAAUCUGAAGUGGCGACAGGCUUUUGACAGCUACUUAAAAACUCUGCCUCCCUACUACUUAAUACCAUUAAAGAAAGCACUAAGGAUGAUGGGAGCUCCAAAUCUGAUAUCAGAUAAUUUAGAUUGUGGACUUAGUUACAGUGUUAUCUCUUACCUUAAAAAACUCAGCCAACAGACCAAACUAGAGUCAGAGAGAAUGCUAGCAUCCGUGGGGAAGAAACCCCCGCAGGAGAUGGGUAUCAAAGUGAAAAAUCAUUCUGGAGGUGGCCUGGCCCUGGCUCACAAUAAAAACUUUAGGAAACUGUUGAAAGAAGUCAUAGGGGAAAGUGCACCGAGACUGACAGAACUGAAUACCAAAGAAUUUGCUGGCUUCCAAGUAGGGCUCUUCAACAAGGAUUUGAAACCUCAGACAUAUAGAAAUGCUUAUGAUAUUCCACGUAGAGGACUUUUAGACCAGUUGACCAGGAUGAGAUCCAAUCUACUGAAAACACGGGAGUUUAUUGUUGGACAAGAUGAAGAUUCACUUCAUAGUGUUCCAGUUGCACAAAUGGGCAACUAUCAGGAAUAUCUAAAGAUGCUGGCUUCUCCGCUACGAGAGAUUGAUCCAGAUCAACCAAAAAGACUGCAUACUUUCGGCAAUCCAUUUAAGCAAGAUAAGAAGGGAAUGAUGAUUGAUGAAGCAGAUGAGUUUAUAGUAGGGCCACAAAACAAACUGAAACGUUCUGGAGAACCCAGCAGUCCUAUGUCAUCUAAGAGAAGGCGGAGUAUGUCCCUGCUGUCGAGGAAAGCACAAACACCACCUCCUGUAACUAACCAUGUGGGCGCAAAGGGACCGCCCUCAGCCGCGUGGUUCCCACCUUGUCCAAACCUCACAAAACCCACCCUUGUACAUCCAGAUGUCCCUGUCAUUCAUGAUGUCCAUGAAGAGAAGAUGGAAAAUGGGCAAAGCCCAGCCGAUGGCUUCUUAUUAAAAUCUGCUCCGGCAGAGUUUAUGAAUGUGGCAGGAGACGGCCUUAUAUCCAACCAAUUGGAUUCUCUGUCUGAUGACUUUACUAGUCUCAGGAAAGAUGGACUCAUUCACAAACCUAGUAAUAAUAUACUUAUAGGAGCAGCCAAAAGCUGCAGUCUUUCUGUAGAUGACAGAAAAAUCCCAGUGGCAUCUGCUUUGGACACUGUGCCAAAUUCGAUGCAAAUCACUCCUGCGAUGGCACAAGGCAUCAAUGCUGACAUAAAGCAUCAGUUGAUGAAGGAAGUUCGAAAGUUUGGACGAAAGUAUGAAAGGAUUUUCGUUUUGCUUGAAGAAGUGCAGGGACCUCUGGAGCUGAAGAAACAGUUUGUUGAGUUCACCAUCAAGGAAGCUGCAAGGUUUAAAAGAAGAGUCUUAAUUCAGUAUCUUGAGAAGGUACUAGAAAAAAUAGAUUCCCAUCACCUUCUUAACAAUGUGAAUCAUAUCAACAGCAGAUCAUCAUGUUAAUACCAAGACAAGUGAGGAAAAAGAAGAGCUUUUCUGUGCUGGAGGAUGGAAUGGAACCUUGCUGAAGCCCUCUAGAAUGUUUGAGUGAAGGGAAUGACCUAACUCAGGCUAAGAAAAGGCUUGACUAGAGCUUUUAACGAUUAUCUGGAAGUAAAAUCUGGGCUUUCGCCUUAAGAGUUAUAAUUAAAAGUAUUUUUUUAUUUCGUUGUUUAUUUUUCCAAUUAGGAAAAGUGAUGUUAAAUCCAAACACUGCUGCUCCUCCCACAGCUAAUAGAGUUCACUCAUUUGAGCGUUACCAUUCCAGAUGUUUUCAGAGUGGGC